UCUAAAGUCGUCUUUAUCUAUGGUCUAAACUAACCUAAUGUGAUUUGUGCAUUUUGUUUACAUUAUAAAUUGUAUUCAAAAUAUUUGGGAUUUUAUUGUAUAUUUGGUUUUAUUGUGUUUUCACCUAGUUGUACUAUCGAGUGUUCACCAAUAUCAUGCAGGUCAUGUGCAAGUGUACGUGAUUUAUUUAGGUUCUGUUUACUUGAGUACCCUUUUAAGCUCUCAGAAAGAAUUUUGGAUCCAGAAAGAUAUUAGAAACUGUACACUGAGUCUGAGCUAGUCUCAGAACUCAGAAGUCAGAGUCAUGGCGCACUAUGAAACUAUGUCGGAAAGAAUUUGCAAAGACCUUAGAGAAAUUGUCCUCGCCUCCACGAUUAACACACCGCCGUUCAAAGUUAAAGACUUUGCCAUUGUCACGGAGGAAAGGGGCAUCUACAACAAGAGUCCUAUAUUAUUCCAAGAAGCACAUUUAGGUCUUGAAGCUUGGAGUGUUGACAUUAUCUACCAAUAUGUAUGCUCUAAAAUAUUUCCACUGCGAAAACACUUAGCAAGAGGCAAAACAUCUUUGCAAGAAAGGCGAAACUUGAAUUGUUGGUUGAUAGCUGCUAUUUUAAUCAAUCCACAGGUGACCACCUUUUGGAAUAUGAGACGAAACCUGGCAUUACAGGCUGCAGUAGCUUUUUCGGUGGAGCUGGAAUUUAGUCGAAUAGUGCUCACCAGGAAUUACAAAUCAUCCGACGCGUUUACUUAUCGAAGAUGGGUGUUACAGCGAAUGUUCUUAGACGAAACUGCUCGAUGCGUAGUAUUUGGAGUCACCAGAAGUUUGUUUUAUGGUGAACUGCAGAUAUGUGACAAGGUUCUAGAGUUAGCGCCAGACAAUUACCAUUGCUGGAUACACCGACAAUGUUGCAUGGUAAUAUUCGAUAUGAAAAAUGUUAUAGAAGAUACAUUACGUGAAGAAUUCAAAUUUAUUGAUUUGUGGGUGCAACGACACACUAAAAUAAGUAAUGGCUAUCACUACAAACAAUUUUUAAUCAAUUUUGUCAACGUGAACAAGCGUUAUGGUCCUCAGUCUUCUAUUUCAUUCGCCAAUAAUUCGGUUAUUGUACCAAGAAGUGCUUGCAAGUCAGUCGAGGAUGGCAAAAUAAAUAUUGAUAAUUUUUGGGAACAGUUAGGUAAUAACGACUUUUACGAUUGUUCAAAAACAUUUAACAUGUGGAUAUGCGUUCUCUGGAAUGAUCUUGCAAAUGAAGAUUUCAAAGACAAACUAUUUUAUAUGCACGAAAACUUUUGGCUUCAUAGGAGAUUUAUCCUCUACAUGAUGUUUUCAAGCAUAUAUUAUAAUCUAGGAGGAAAACUAGACGUUGGUAACGAGGUAAUCCAUGUUAAAAGUACCUUGCGAGAUCCAAACAUAUUAUUCACCGUUUCUAAUAGCAAUUACAAGGUGGACGAACCAAUAUUUAUUAAUCAUGCCCGCAACAAAAUCAUUACCAGCCCUUUCUACAAAGCUUUAAUUAGUGCUGAGAAAAAAUUGGUUCAAAAGUUAACGUUUCCUUCAAAUCACGAACUAAUACGAAGACAUUGUUCUUGGCUCAAUAAUUUUUUGAGGUUUGAUGUCGAACUCACCAGUGAAUCUUAACUGUUACAUACGUGCAAUCAUAAUAAAGAAAUUUAGCUAUUAAUAAUGAUCUCUGAGCGUAAUACCUGUAUAAACGGACAAAUGAUAUGAUGAAGUUAUGUUCGAAAUGUAAUAAAGCAAUUAUUUUAUGUAAUAAAUGAAUAGAUUUUCUAUUGAA
Dendroctonus ponderosae (mountain pine beetle) is the source of this 1796-nucleotide messenger RNA. RefSeq names its product protein prenyltransferase alpha subunit repeat-containing protein 1. The coding region runs from base 305 to 1639 and encodes 444 amino acids. Gene Ontology annotation, molecular function: protein prenyltransferase activity. Lineage: Eukaryota; Metazoa; Arthropoda; Insecta; Coleoptera; Curculionidae. Gene Ontology annotation, biological process: protein prenylation. Gene Ontology annotation, cellular component: cytoplasm. The record is from RefSeq and is a predicted model, not a curated record. The transcript is spliced from 3 exons.